Messenger RNA from Candoia aspera, 1488 nucleotides. RefSeq names its product gamma-aminobutyric acid receptor subunit beta-4. The transcript is spliced from 9 exons. The record is from RefSeq and is a predicted model, not a curated record. Gene Ontology annotation, cellular component: neuron projection; GABA-A receptor complex; synapse. Bases 34 to 1488 code for a protein of 484 amino acids. Gene Ontology annotation, molecular function: neurotransmitter receptor activity; extracellular ligand-gated monoatomic ion channel activity; GABA-A receptor activity. Gene Ontology annotation, biological process: chloride transmembrane transport; regulation of membrane potential; chemical synaptic transmission. Lineage: Eukaryota; Metazoa; Chordata; Lepidosauria; Squamata; Candoiidae.
CCUUCCCUCCCUUCCACGGUCCUGGAGGUGGAAAUGUGGAGAUUUCAGGCACGCAGGCUGAGUGGAUUCGUCUCUGCUUUGGCAGCUCUUUGUCUCGCCUGCUGCGCCCAAAGCCCAGCCACUGGGAAUAUAUCGGUGGUUAAAGACAUCGUGGACAAACUGCUGAAAGGGUACGAUGUCCGUCUCCGGCCUGACUUUGGAGGUAACCCUGUUACUGUGGGAAUGAGCAUCCAUAUCUCAAGCAUUGAUCAGAUUUCCGAAGUGAACAUGGACUACACCAUCACCAUGUAUUUCCAGCAAAGUUGGCGAGAUAAACGUCUAGCGUAUAGUGAUCUAGCUCUGAAUCUCACUCUGGAUAAUCGGGUGGCUGACCAGCUCUGGCUCCCUGACACGUACUUCCUGAAUGACAAGAAGUCCUUCCUGCAUGGGGUGACAGUCAAGAACCGGAUGAUUCGGCUUCACCCAGAUGGGACUGUUCUUUACGGCUUGAGAAUCACCACCACAGCCGCUUGCAUGAUGGAUCUCCGGAGAUACCCCCUUGACCAACAAAAUUGCACUUUGGAAAUUGAGAGCUAUGGCUACACAGUCGAUGACAUAGUAUUCUUCUGGCAAGGAAAUAAUUCAGCUGUGACCGGGAUGGAGGUGCUGGAGCUGCCCCAGUUCACCAUCAUUGAGCAAAGGCUUGUCACCAGAGAAGUGGUCUUUACCACAGGUUCCUACCUUCGCUUGUCUCUCAGCUUCCGAAUCAAACGGAACAUUGGUUACUUCAUCCUGCAGACAUAUAUGCCUUCUAUUCUCAUCACUAUUCUUUCCUGGGUCUCUUUCUGGAUCAAUUACGAUGCCUCUGCAGCCCGGGUUGCGCUAGGAGUCACCACAGUCCUCACCAUGACCACCAUCAACACACACCUACGGGAAACCCUGCCCAAAAUUCCCUAUGUCAAAGCCAUUGAUGUCUAUCUCAUGGGCUGCUUUGUCUUUGUAUUCCUGGCACUCCUGGAGUAUGCAUUUGUCAACUACAUUUUCUUUGGACGAGGCCCUCGGCAGCAGAAGAAACAGAGCGAGCGGCUCAGCAAGGCAAACAAUGAAAAGCACCGAUAUGAGGAGAAGCGGGUGGACCCUUAUGGCAACAUUCUUCUCAGCACUCUGGAAAUGAACAAUGAAUUACUAGCUUCUGACAUGAUGACCACAGUAGGAGAAUCACGAAACUCCGUCAUGUCCUUUGAAGGAUCAGGAAUCCAGUUCCGCAAGCAGCUGGCCCCCCGAGAUGGCUUUGGACACCACCCACCUGUAGAACGCCACAUCCCACUGGCCCACCAUGCUGCAGCCCGUAAUCGUGCCAACUGCCGACUCCGCCGGCGAUCAUCCAAGCUGAAGCUCAAAAUUCCUGACCUGGCAGAUGUCAGCACCAUUGACAAAUGGUCAAGGAUCAUUUUCCCUAUCACUUUUGGAUUCUUCAACCUGGUUUACUGGUUGUACUAUGUAAAUUGA